Cylicocyclus nassatus is the source of this 2319-nucleotide messenger RNA. NCBI's taxonomy places the organism in Eukaryota, Metazoa, Nematoda, Chromadorea, Rhabditida, Strongylidae. The record is from the annotation of a GenBank genome assembly.
AUGAUUAAGUAUAUUACUGAUGUUGGUACUGUUGAAUAUUCAGAUAAACUUUCUCCAGUUACAAAAGAAGAUGACAUUGUAGAUUUUGGUUUUAAAAACAAAAUUGAAAAAGUCGGUGAUGGUGAAGAUGAAUAUAUUCUUGUUCCUACCGAAUAUGAAGUUUCUCGUAAAAAUCGUGCCGCAUAUAUUAAUAGCUUUAAUGAUCAAGUUGGUUUAAAGGCUAUUGAAAAACAAUUACUAGUUCAAGAACUUCAAGAGGUUCUUUAUGAUGAUGGCAUUAUUGAUUUAACUAAGAUUCCUGAUGACCCAGUAAAACUUAGACAGUGGAUUAUUGAUUCUAAACAAAAAUAUUAUAAUAGUGGAAUUGAUUUAGGUACUGUCGAACAAGCCGCUGGAGCUACUCAAGAAGAAAUUAUGGAAGCGGUUAAAAAAGUUUUAGCUGCUAAUCAAGCAAAUGGAGGUAAACCUUUAGUUACUGCUAACGCUUCAAAAACUGAUUAUGGUCGUGUUUCUAUUCUUAAAGAACGUGCUUAUUAUCAUAUUUGGAAUAAUUUCUAUCGUUGCCAAAACUAUCAACAACCUGUAUUAGUCAAUAUUGGUAAAAAUGGUUAUAUUUCUGAUCCUUUUGAUGCUGUUGGUAAAGUUUAUAAUGGCACUAAUUAUGUUGGUAUUCAGAAUGCUGGUUAUCCAUUAAUGAAGGUUUGCAAAGCAUUUGAUUAUUUCACUGCUGGUACUAUUGAACCAUCUUCUUUGAAAGUUUCUCUUCCAUUAGGUGAGUUUGCUCCAGUUGUUCUUUAUAAUAAUAGAGUUGCAUCUGGUGGUGCUUUACCUUCAGGAACUGCUUUAAAAACUUUUGAAUCUGCUGCUGCUGCUGGUGGUAUUGCUCGUGUUGGUACUGGUACUGAAGGUGAUGGUUAUGCUUAUGCUGAUUUAUCUCAGGCUUCUGCUGCUACUAUCGACACAUUAAAAGCCGCUGUUUCUACUGAACAUUAUUUAGAAAAAUUAGACAAUUAUUGUGGUGAUUAUUAUAAUGGUGUUCUUCGUGGCAUUUAUGGUACUUCAAAUGGUGAUUUAAAUACUAAUAGACCUGAACAUUUAGGUUCAUGUAAGUUUAACAUUAAUGUUAAUCAAGUUACUGCUAUGGCUGAUACUACUCAAAAUGGUGGUGUUAAACCUGCUGGCUCUUCUGCUGCUGUUUCUAUUACUGGAAAUAAAUCUCAUUUAUUCCAUAAGGCUGUAUCUGAACACGGUUAUAUUAUGAUUCUUGGUUUUGCUCGUGUACGUGAUCAAGUUUAUUCACAAGGUAUUGACCGUGAUGAUUCUAAAGUUUCUCCAUUAGAGUUCUUUAAUCCAUAUUUCACAUUCUUAAGUGAUCAAGAAAUUAAAAAUAAAGAGUUAUAUUUAAAUGGUGAUGGUAACGACGAUAAAACAUUUGCUUUCCAAGAGUCUUGGGCUGAAUAUCGUUAUAGUUUAAGUAAAGCAUCUGGAUACAUGGAUGUAAAAGCUCCUAAUACUAUUGGUAAAUUAUGGUCUUAUGCUACUGAGUUUCCUGGUUUACCUGUUUUAAAUGAAUCUUGGAUUAGUGAGAAUCGUGAUUUUGUUGCUCGUACUUUAACAACUGGCACUUCUUCACCAUAUGAUUAUUUUGCUGAGUUCCGUAUUGAUAUUACAGAAACUUCAACUGUUGGAACUGCUGUUCUUCCAGGAACAAGAGGUAAUUAUGAUUCUUAUAAUAAUCCAUAUGAUAAUGGAUCAUGGAACUGGUUAACUGACCUUUUCAACGGUGGCAAAAGAAAUCAAUACGAUCAAGCUGCAGGAAUUAAUCCUUAUUUGCUUCUUCAAAAUGGUUUUGGUUCUCCUGGUAAUUAUUCUUAUCAAGUUGGUAAAAAUGAAGAAGAGCCUUAUAAGUUUAAGGCUAAUUUAUUACAGUCAAAGACUCUUAAUAAGAUCUGGAAUAAAGGAUUUAUUACUAUUGGUGAUGUUACUCCUGAUUCAUGCGCUUAUGUUGCUGGUUAUGUGAAUAAGAAAAUCGAUGAAGAAAAAAAAGAAUUGUUUAAUGCUGGUGUUAAGAAUAUGGAAGAACUGUAUCCUAAUAAUAAAGUUAUUGUUGAUAAUAAAAUUCAAAAUGUUGAUACUGUUUUUACACAGUUGUUAUUAAUUCUUCCUGAUCUUGUUCGUGUUGCUGAAACUAAGUUUUCUGAACCUGGUUCAGUUAGUGGUAUGUCUGCUAAAGAUGCUGCUGGCACUUAUGGUGAACAAAUUAUUACAGCUAUUGAAUCUAUUCUUGAAUCCCCGACUAAAACUAACAAGGAGGAUUAA